AUGAAGACUUCAUCAUACUCCUUCAUUGGAAUUCGCAAACAUUUUUGGAAGGAAGUUUUUUAUAAUAUCUAACUAUACUAAGAUGCCAUAGAGAUGACAGAAAUUAAAUCUAAAUCGCCAAAAUACAUUCUGCCAUUGAAGCUGUCAACUGUUAUAGAGAUUACAGGAUAGGUAAGCAAAAAUAAUAGGAAUUUCAGUGGAUUCCAGUUUAAAUACAAAGACACGACUAAACUAAUGAAUUGUAGAUCAUCAGAUAUAGCAAUUUUUAUGGAUAUGGUAAGCAACUAAAUAACUUUCCUAAAUAUCACUAUGUUUUAUUAGGCUAUUGAAAUCAUAGGAAGAGGCAGUUCAUCAAGUGUUUCUGUUUUGAUCGAUACUUAUUCAUAAGAACAAUUUGCUGUCAAAAGUAUCGAUAAAGAAUACUUGUAGAAGAAUGAUAAGCUAUAGAUCUUAUUUGAAAAUGAGGUCAAGAUCUUGUAAGAAUUGACAAAGUACAACAAUCAAAAUUAUUUUGUGCAUUUAUACAGAGUAUUUGAGAGCAAAACAUCUUACUAUCUAAUCUAGAAUCUCAUGAAAGGUAAAUCACUAACAGCCUACUACAAUAAAAUCAAAAAAUAAUCAGAUACCAAGUUAUUCUCUUCCGACAUUAUUAAAUUAAUCAUGAGGAGACUCCUUUCUGGUGUUUCACUUCUGCAUUGUCAUCGAAUAAUCCACAGGGAUCUCAAGCCUGAUAAUCUCUUACUUCUGGAACCAAAUAAUGUAGAUACCCUAGCCAUAGCUGAUUUUGGACUAGCAACCUAUAGUAAUGUAGAAAAGUAAAAUUCUUAACUAUCCAAUAGAUAUUCUUAUCCAAUUUGUGGAACCAAAGGGUACAUGGCACCAGAGAUCACCCAUUACAAAGAUGGAUAGAUUAAAUACGAUGAACAAAUUGAUAUCUACAGUAUUGGUGUCAUUUUUAUUUGGCUGUAUUUUUUUUAUAAUCCUAGACUCACUGGAGAUAUCGAUAGACAUAAUCCUAAAUUAUUAAAGUUAGAUUCCAUUACUUAAAAUUUAAUGAACAACCUUUUAAAAUCAAAUCCAAAAGAAAGAUUGUCAGCUCAAGCAGCACUUGAUCAUCCUUAUUUCUAAACUGAUGAAACUACUAAGAAGACUUUUCAAUCCUAAUAUGGAUUUGAAAAUGUUGAUUGCGAUAGUAUUAUACAACAUGAAGAUUUGAAAAACUAUUAUUUGCCUAUGAUGAAGAAACCUCAAAGAUAAAUAUGA
Messenger RNA from Paramecium tetraurelia, 1263 nucleotides. RefSeq lists its product as uncharacterized. The record is from RefSeq and is a predicted model, not a curated record. Gene Ontology annotation, molecular function: ATP binding; protein serine/threonine kinase activity. Gene Ontology annotation, biological process: protein phosphorylation; mitotic DNA damage checkpoint signaling. The transcript has 7 exons. Gene Ontology annotation, cellular component: cytoplasm; nucleus. Lineage: Eukaryota; Ciliophora; Oligohymenophorea; Peniculida; Parameciidae.